Leucoraja erinaceus (little skate) is the source of this 1409-nucleotide messenger RNA. It is a transcript of the gene rexo2, whose product is annotated as small fragment nuclease. Lineage: Eukaryota; Metazoa; Chordata; Chondrichthyes; Rajiformes; Rajidae. The record is from RefSeq and is a predicted model, not a curated record. Gene Ontology annotation, molecular function: nucleic acid binding; 3'-5'-RNA exonuclease activity. Gene Ontology annotation, cellular component: mitochondrion. The coding region runs from base 20 to 871 and encodes 283 amino acids. The transcript is spliced from 7 exons.
CGAGGCCUGUUGCUAAGCAAUGCCGGAGGGCCGAUUGGCCGCCAUGCUGAUGCUGCGUGGUCACAGGGCCGCUCUUAAAGCUAAGAACUUACCCCUUGUCACCGCCAUUCAGUUUCCCCGCCGCAGCCAUUUCACCGAGCGCUCAGUCGGCCGCCCUCACUCGCCUUCUCCUCAUCCACCCUUCGCCUCUGGACCGGCAGCUCGGCUGUUGCCCCGACGUUUGACCACCAUGGCAGAGGAGAGUAUGGCAAAGAGGAUGGUCUGGGUGGACCUGGAGCUGACCGGAUUGGAUGUAGAAAAAGACAAAAUCAUAGAAAUGGCUUGCAUUAUAACCGAUUCAGAAUUGAAUAUAUUGGCUGAGGGUCCACACUUGAUUGUUAACCAACCAAAUGAGCUCCUGGAUGGCAUGUCAGAAUGGUGUGUGGAACACCAUGGAAAGUCGGGUCUCACACAGGCAGUGAAGGACAGCAAAAUCAGCCAGCAGCAAGCAGAAUAUGAAUUCCUGUCCUUUGUACGUCAGCAUAUCCCUCCGGGCCACUGUCCUCUUGCAGGAAGUUCAGUCCAUGCUGACAAAAAAUUUCUCGACAAGUAUAUGCCACAGUUCAUGGAGCACUUGCAUUACAGAAUAAUUGACGUCAGCACCAUCAAGGAAUUGUGCAGACGCUGGUACCCAGAUGAAUUUGAAAAUGCACCAAAGAAGAAAUUUUCCCAUAGAGCGUUGGAUGACAUCCGUGAGAGCAUCAAAGAGCUGCAAUAUUAUAGGAUGCAUGUAUUUAAAGAAAGCAAAGCAGAGGAGAAGAAAAGAAAAACACACUUCGAAAAUGGUGAUAAAACCAAGCGAGAGAGUCUGAAUCAAGAGGCUAAUAACUAAGAGACACAAACAGCUCUCCCAACUUAUCUGAAAUGUCCAUUUGCCCAAUACUUGCUUAAAUAUGCAAUAUGAUUAGUGACAGAUAAAAGCAACGACUAAACCUGCUUCUGUUUAGUCUUGUUUCAAUUGUUUUUCUGAGCAAUUGCUAUGAAACCAUAGUAAUUAGCUCUUUUCUGUUUUAACUGGAACCUUUAACUUUUAGACGUUAGCAGUUGUAUAAUUUAGAACACUUGCUUUAAAUUUGAACAUUGCAUAAAUCUUGCAUCAACUAAUUUUCAGGGAGAGGUGGUAUUUCGUUAAGCUACAAACUACAAAGAGUAGUGCAUGCUCAGUGACUUAGGUUUUUUUUGGCUGAUCCCAAGAUGCUUUAUUUUUUUAAAUCAUGUGUUGACCAUGGAUAAGGACAUGUUCUGCUUACUGGAGCCUUUUACAUUAAUGGUUUCACUCGGCCUCAGCUUUGAUAUAUGCCAUGUAACUUAAAGAAAAAAACGUUAAAUGUAAACCAUUUUUAUUCUGAAUUAAACUCUGUAAUAACAAA